AUGCCUCGCUAUGGAAAGUGUCCACGCCUCAGUCUUGAGCAAGCCUUCCAGGACCCCAUUAAAACAAAGAGGUGGAUAUUUACAAAUUGUCCCCUAACUGAGGAGGAAGAGGAAGAGGAAGAGGAGGAGGAAGAAGAAGAGGAGGAAGAAAAGGGAGAGGAGGAGAAAGAAGAGGAAGAGGAAGAAGAGGAAGAAGAGGAGGAAGAAGAGGAUGAAGAGGAGGAGGAGGAGGAAGAGGAGGAGGAAGAGGAUGAAGAGGGGGAGGAAGAGGAGGAAGAAGAAGAGGAGGAGGAAAAGGAAGAGGAGGGGGAGGAAGAAGAGGAGGAGGAAGAGGAAUCUGAGGAAGAAGAGUCUAACAAUGAUCAUGAGAACACCUCCUCCCGAUUAUCUUUAAAAGCCUUGUUGUCCUCCUUCUGUCCUUCCACAUCUUCCACAUCUUCAUCUUCCUCUCUUUCGAUUUGGGGCACUCCAGAUGAGGGGGAGGAGCCUGUUGCAGGGAUGCAGAGAAUCUUCUACAGUUCUCAGAUCUCUUACUCCACUUCUUGGGGAAAAUUAAAUGACAAAUCCAAUAGCCAGGAAGAAGAUGGAGUCCUAAACCCCUUACAAUUUAGAGAUACUGAAUCCUUGAGGAAAAAACUCCAAAAUCAAAAGGUGACUGACUUGGUGAAUCUUUUGAUCCUCAAAUACCGAAUGAAGGAGCCCAUCAGUAAAUGCGAAAUGCUGAAGGUUGUUACUAAAGACUAUGAGGAACAAUUCCCUAUGAUCUUCAAAGAAGCUUCUAAGUGCUUGGAGGUGAUUUUUGGCAUUGAUAUAAAGAAAAAUGGUCCUAUACGCAGGUCUUAUGUUCUUGUCAACGCACUGAACCUCACCUAUGAAGACGUGAUGACUAGUGAUCAAAGAAUGCCUAGAAAUGGCUUCCUGAUAGUUAUUCUAGGUAUAAUAUUCAUAGAGGGAAACUGUGCCUCUGAAAAAAGUAUCUGGGAAUUCUUGAACAUGAUAGGAAUAUAUGAUGGAGAGGAGCACUCCAUCUACGGGGAACCCAGGAAGUUCCUGACCAAAGAUCUAGUGCAGCAAAAUUAUCUGGAGUAUCGGCUGGUGCCUAACAGUCAUCCUCCACACUAUGAGUUCCUGUGGGGUACAAGAGCCCACUCUGAAACCACCAAGAUGAAAGUUUUAGAGUUUUUGGCUAGGGUCGUAAGGAAGAGCCCAGGUCAUUUUUCAUUCCUUUAUGGUGAGGCUUUCAGAGAAGAGGAAGAGAGGGCCUAUACCAGAAGGGGCCUGGUGGGUAAGACCAUCAUGGUUACAGAGCAUUGGGCACCAGCUUCUCCGACCCAAAGUGAAGACUCUGUAUUAGAAUCCGUUUACUGGUGUUGA
This is a messenger RNA of Nannospalax galili (Upper Galilee mountains blind mole rat), 1374 nucleotides long. RefSeq names its product melanoma-associated antigen 10-like. The coding region runs from base 1 to 1374 and encodes 457 amino acids. The transcript has a single exon. Gene Ontology annotation, cellular component: nucleus. Gene Ontology annotation, biological process: negative regulation of transcription by RNA polymerase II. The record is from RefSeq and is a predicted model, not a curated record. NCBI's taxonomy places the organism in Eukaryota, Metazoa, Chordata, Mammalia, Rodentia, Spalacidae.